AUGGAGAGUGUUUCCAUCGAAAACUUACAAUCUGAGCUGGAUUUCUAUAGGCAAAACCAGGCUGCCGUAGAGCAAGAGAUAAGAACAUUGAUAGCUGACAAUCAGAAGCUAUCGCAGCAGGUUGGUACACUGCUGAAGGAGAAGUUACAGUAUGCGCAAGAGAGCCACGAUAACAAACAAAGCCAUGAGUUAGAAGAUUUGAGCAGACAAGUUGCUUUUCUUACAAAGGAAAGAGAUUCUCUUCACGUCCUCUGGCAGACAUCUCAAAAGACAAUAGAAGCAUUGGACACUGAACUAAAGACUUACCAACACUACGACAACAGAGUUGGAAAAUUGAAUUUCAAAGAUGAAAAUCGGGAAUUAGAAUUAAAAUUAGAAACUGCUUUAUCCGAUUACGUUGAAUUAGAAACAAAUUACAAGAAAAUAUCUGCAGAGUGCAAUAAUUAUGAAUCGGAAAUAAAACAUAAGGAAAGAGAACUUCUAGGUUUUAAAGAGAAAUGUAAAGAUUUUGAGAUUAAAGCAGAAGAAACAAAAAGAGCACUAGAAGAAUAUAAAAUUAAUUUAAUGGCAGAGAAGAAAACUAAUGAAGAUAUAAAGAAUCAACUAGCGAUGUGUCAAAGAGAUGCAAUUGAUAGAGUGAAGAAGGAAGCAGAAGCGAAAGCAAAGGUGGCCGAAGCACUUCAGUUGUUUGACCUUGUAACUGUUCAGAAAAAUGAAGCAUUGAAAAGCAUAUAUGAAAUGACACAGGAAGUGACAAAAUUAAAACUUGCCCUAGCGUCAGUAAAGCGUGAGACAGAAGAGAGUUUCAAAUCAGAACUUGAUGAUGUGAAGGAAAAGUACAACGAGAAAGUAACCGAUAUGCUUGAACACGUCAGGAAUUUGGACUCGGAGCUCGUCGAAAAGGGACUUUUAUUGAACAAAGCUUUACGGGAAAUCAAAAUUCUACAAACGAGUAAUGAGAACAUGAUAAAGCAACAAAGUGAGAAUUCCAAAUUCGUAGAUCCGAAGCUGGCGGUCGCUGAACAAAAACUUGAAACCAUGUUUCAGGAACUGUUAUGUUCAGAGCGGCGUAAUAUGCAACUUGUAUGCGAAAAGCAGACGUUAGCUUUGGACAUACAAAGAAUUCAGGAUACAUUUGCAAGAGAAACGAAACGGAGGGACUGGGAAGAGAAGUUAUUGAAAACUCAGUGUGAGGAAUUAAAAAUUCAAGUGGAGCAUCUCCAAAAAUCCCUAAACGAGACACAUGGAAUGAUAAAUAAACUCCAAAAUAUGAUGUCAUCAAGGACACAGCUAAGCCUAAAAAUGGUAUCAACUAAAGAAGAAGAACUAUUGGAAUUAAAUAAACAUUUAGAAAAUCAAAUGGAACUUAACAAGAAAUGGAAGGAAUCAUAUCUAGAUAUGACUGAUAAAUUAAAGAAGAAACUUGAAGCAUUGUACAAGGAGAACAAAGAAUUAAGGAUACAACUAAAUCUACCUCAUAGCAGCAGUUCAACUGAUAGCAUUAACAGUUAA
Molecule: messenger RNA, 1512 nt
Organism: Pieris macdunnoughi
Lineage: Eukaryota; Metazoa; Arthropoda; Insecta; Lepidoptera; Pieridae
Source: the annotation of a GenBank genome assembly